This is a messenger RNA of Arachis duranensis, 2098 nucleotides long. RefSeq lists its product as uncharacterized. The coding region runs from base 176 to 1789 and encodes 537 amino acids. Lineage: Eukaryota; Viridiplantae; Streptophyta; Magnoliopsida; Fabales; Fabaceae. The record is from RefSeq and is a predicted model, not a curated record. The transcript is spliced from 5 exons.
UUCUGUUUUGGAAGCCAACCAACUAGCUUGUUAUCUCUGCACUCUGCACCCAUUUUCCUCUUAGGUUGCAUUCUCCCUUUUACUUUUAUUCUCCUCCUACUCUCACUCACGCUCCCAGAUUUGUCUACUUUCAUCAAAUUAGUCAGGCCAAGAAUUAGAAGAAAGGGGAAGAAGAAUGGCAUCCCUCAUACCGGGAGUACUUCUCAAACUUCUCCAAAGUAUGAAUUCCAACGUAAAAGUUGGCGGCGAACACCGCUCCUUCCUUCUGCAGGUGAUCAGCAUUGUCCCUGCCUUAUCAGGCUCGGAAUUGUGGCCAAACCAAGGUUUCUUCAUAAAAGUAUCUGACUCUUCUCAUUCUACCUACGUUUCUCUCUCAAAGGACGACAAUGAGCUUAUCUUGAACAAUCAGUUGCAGCUUGGACAAUUCUUUUAUGUGGAUAGAAUUGAAGCCGGUACUCCGGUCCCCAUUCUUGUCGGGGUUAGACCAGUUCCAGGCCGGCACAGUUUCGAAGGCAAACCCAAGGAUUUGAUGCAGAUGUUAGAAGUGUCAGAGCGUCCAGCGCAUCCUGAUAACAUUAGAGUUAAUGCCCCCAAAUCCCUGGACUUAGAUGCCAAAGAGAAUCCAAGUUCAAAGCACAAGAUAAUAAUUAAAGAGGAAAAAGCUGGUGUUGCAUCCAGGUACAUGCAGGGGGUACUAAAUCCAAACUCAAAGGUGAAUGUCCCAGAUAACAAUAACAAUAAUAAUGUCGAAAGCAAAGGAAAUUAUUUAGAGACUAGUACAGAUGGUAAGAAGGUUGGAUCCGCAAAAGGAAAGCAACAAGAGACUAAAGGUCAGUUACUGUCAAGGACUCCAACUCAACUUGAAGAACUUUCACCAAGGCAUGAUGUUGCUGAAUCUAACACUCAGGAGAAUGCUACAGCACCUUCCAAGCGCACUUCUACCAGAUGCAAUUUUAUUAAACAGGAAAAUAUGAACACGAAUCUUUUUCCCAGAAAUAAACAUAAAACUAAUAACAUUGAGGCUAUUCCAUGGUCCUCUUUGCCAGCCAAACUGUUUAGGCCUGGAAAGGGAAUUCUUAGAAGGAAACACCUGGCCUCUCAGGUUGUAGUGGAAGCUCAAAAAGAAGCAUCUGCAGCAGCAACGUUAAUCAAGUGUCUAAGUACUUUUGCCAAUAUCUGCUCUUCUGCAGCAGCAGAGAACCCCCACAUCAUAAUGAACAAGUUCUUUGCUCUCCAGCAGCUCGUGGACCAGCCGAACGGCACAACUAAGUCGAAAGAUAAAUCACUUCAGCUGUAUAAAAAUCCACCUCCUGCAGAAAAGGACGACAAACCUGGAAAAAAGACAGAUUUAGCAUAUGGUAAAAGCACAUCAAAGUCUUCAAAACCCUUAAUCGAAUUAACAGCUAGUGAGAAACAAGAAUGGGCCAAAGGGGAUAGCAUGAAAGAGAUAAAUGAUCUGAGAGAGGUGUUGUUGAAUGAAACAAGAUCAUGGUUUCUGAAGUACUUGGAAAAGACAUUGGACGCCGGGUUCUCUAUGGCCACCGAUCCCCAGGCGAAGGGCAAGGAGAGCAAGUAUAUUACAGGGAAGCAGAUGGAGUUGGCCAACCAUAUAGCUCUCACAUUAUCCCAUCUUAAGCAUGCAAACGAAUGGCUGGACAAACUUAGAAGCAGUUUAAGCUCAGAGAGCGAUGCGUUGGUGGAGACUGUUGACAGGUUGAAACAGAAAGUUUAUUCUUGUUUGCUUGUACAUGUUGACUCUGCUGCACUGGCUUUGGAGAACCGAGCAUGAUUGCUGUGCAUGAAAAUGUUUUACAAUAGUGCAGUGUAGUGCUAUUUAUUAUAUGUUAAAUUAUAAUGUGAUAUAUGUUGCUAAACUAAUAAGUGACUGAAUUGCCUAUUAAUGAGAGUACAAAAAAAGUCUAUUAGGCUGCUUUUGUUUUCCAGAACAGGACAAGACAAGACACAAAGGACAGGAUAAGACACUGAUGGACAAAGAAUUCAGUGUCUGGACACAUUUUCUCCCAAACACGAUCCUGUAAACAAUCUGUCUCUGUAAACAAACGCAGCCUUAAAGGAACUCGUUUUGUUCUUGUGCUAG